AUGGCGGCUCCGACGCUGACGGGGAGGCUGUAUUCCCUGCUGUUCCGCAGGACCUCCACCUUCGCCCUGACCAUCGCCGUGGGCGCCCUGUUCUUCGAGCGUGCCUUCGACCAAGGCGCGGACGCGAUCUACGAACAGAUCAACCAGGGGAAGCUAUGGAAACACAUCAAGCACAAAUAUGAGAACUAG
This is a messenger RNA of Pipistrellus nathusii (Nathusius's pipistrelle), 189 nucleotides long. The record is from the annotation of a GenBank genome assembly. Lineage: Eukaryota; Metazoa; Chordata; Mammalia; Chiroptera; Vespertilionidae.